Messenger RNA from Cuscuta europaea, 1813 nucleotides. Lineage: Eukaryota; Viridiplantae; Streptophyta; Magnoliopsida; Solanales; Convolvulaceae. The record is from the annotation of a GenBank genome assembly.
GAAUUAUUGGUUUGACCCGCCACCGAAAAAGUUAUCCGGUCGAACGUUUUCUUUUUCUCAGAGCCAGAUGAUGGUUCAAGCCGAGGAGGAGUAAUUCAAGUCUCAAAACAACAAGAAUAAGAUCAUAGGUUGAGCACUCGAGCUCAAUUGACAUUGACCUCCCUCGACGAACAUAAGCCCAGACUCGACCCCCAGGAAAAACGGGCGUCUGCUGGGAAAUAAUCUACCGACCCAGUCUAGCAUUCCGAUUAUUUUCUUGUCAGGAGAAACUAUGACCCGACUAGUUUCCUCAUCCAUCGGCCCUUUUCACAGUAUUUCUUCUCAUUUUCGUGUACUCCUCCUACUAGUUGGCGUCCGGCUUUUGCUGUUAUCCUUUUCUAAUCAUUGCCGAUGUUCGUUCAUUGAGGGAAUACUGAAGCCCUGAAGUGAUUUUCAGGUCGAAGUGCCGGCGUUGAACACUGCAUCUGUUUCAGGGCAAAUGGAACGGAGAAUUUGGUUAAAGACGGUUAUUUUCGUAUCUAUAUUUCUGCUCUCACCCGGAAGAGAACUCAAAAUCAGCGCGAAGCUCAAAUCUGAUUUGGCUGUUUAUAACCACACCCUCGCCAUGAUCUUGGUGGAAUAUGCUGCAGCAGUCUAUAUAACAGAUACAAUUGAACUCUUUACUUGGACUUGCUCCAUUUGUGAUGGUUUAACCAAGGGAUUUGAUAUGAUUGAGCUGAUUGUGGAUGUCCAUUAUUGCCUUCAGGCAUUUGUUGGAGUGGAUCCUAAUAUUAAUGCUAUUGUUGUUGCAUUUAGAGGCAGUACAAGCAGCAUACAAAACUGGGUUGAAGAUCUAUACUGGAAGCAGCUUGAUUUAAAUUAUCCAGGAAUGGAUGAUGCAAUGGUGACUGCUAUCCCAAAUUGUCUGGCCCUAUAAACUCUUUUAUGAUCACACAUACUUGCAUACAUAAAUGUGCAUGUAUAUACACAUAUAUCAUCCUUGCUUCCGUCUUUCAGGUGCAUCAUGGAUUUUAUAAUUGUUAUAACGAUUCCAAAAUACGUUCUGGGGUGUUAAAUGCUGUUAAAGAAGCCAAAAUGUUCUACAGAGAUUAUCAGAUUAUGGUGACAGGACAUUCAAUGGGAGGUGCAUUGGCAUCCUUCUUUGCGCUGGAUCUUACGGUCAAUUUUGGUGCUGAAGAUAUUCAAGUUAUGACAUUUGGACAGCCUAGAAUUGGCAAUGCAGCAUUUGCAUCCGGUUAUAGCCAGCGUGUGCCAAACACUAUCCGUGUCACGCAUGGUCAUGAUAUUGUGCCUCAUUUGCCCCCAUAUUUUAAUUUGUUUCCUUCAAAGACAUACCAUCAUUUCCCAUUAGAGGUUUGGCUUUAUAAUAUUGGUUUUGGAAGUUUAGUUUUUGCAUCAGAGAAGGUUUGUGAUGGUUCCGGGGAAGACCCAACUUGCAGCAGGUCAGUGACGGGGAACAGUAUUUCAGAUCAUCUCUCAUACUAUGGUGUUCAGCUAGGAAGUGAGGAACCAGUUUCAUGCAGCAUUGUCAUUGAUUCUCGUAUUGCUAGUUCUAGGACACAAAAUCUUAUAGGGAACGUCGUUUUACCCAAGAUAUCAUUGCUGGAGUCAUAAGAAUGUACUCAGAUAUUGUUUACCAGAUAAUAUAACUGUAAAUAAGAUUUGGCUGAUUAUCUUUUGGCCCUACACAUUGUCUUUAUGCCAUGGUAGGUCCGAUUUUUUUUUUCCACAUGUAUAUUUGUAUUUUUUGGUUUGAGAAAUUAUUUUAACAUGAUGAAAAUAUUUCCUGCGUCCUGAAUGGCUGAAUUAUUAU